Messenger RNA from Cannabis sativa, 1499 nucleotides. Its product is annotated as psbP domain-containing protein 5, chloroplastic. The coding region runs from base 89 to 952 and encodes 287 amino acids. The transcript is spliced from 11 exons. NCBI's taxonomy places the organism in Eukaryota, Viridiplantae, Streptophyta, Magnoliopsida, Rosales, Cannabaceae. The record is from RefSeq and is a predicted model, not a curated record.
AAUCUAAACUUAUAAUAUAUUUUCAUGAAAAGCAGAGAGAGAGAGUUUGGAUGAGGUAGUAUACUACUGGAAGAAGAGAGCAGCAAACAUGGUUCUUCUCUCCUUCUCUCACCUCACGCCUACUCAUCAUUGCUUUCACUCAAAUCCUCUCUUCUUUAGAAACCAGAGCAGGAUUAUGAGUAUGAUGCACCAUAAGAAUGGUGGGUCUGCUUCGGAACCCACUUCUCAAAUUGGCUUUUGGAGACGGGACUUUCUUCUCUUUGGUCUUUCUUCUUCACUUUUCUCAGUUUUCCCAUCUUCAGGUUCUUUUGCAGAAGAGGAUUCGAAGAUGGUUCCGUUUGUUGAUGAAUUAAAUGCUUAUUCGUAUCUCUAUCCAGUGGAAUUGCCUUCCAAGAAACUCCUUUUCAAAUGGGUGGAAUCCAGAAAGCCAGAACGAUACUCAUCUGCAGCACCGCUAUCUCCCGAUGCACGCCUACGGAUUGUGUCUGAGCGUGUUGACUUUAUUGACAAUCUGAUCAUUUCUGUAUCGAUAGGUCCUCCAAAUUUAGGGCUUCUAAAAUCAAAAGACAAAAGUACAUGGGCAGCUAAAGAUGUUGCUGAUUCUGUUUUGUCUGAUAAGUCUGCGCUGCGAGUCACCUCAAGUCAGCGGAUGAGUGAAAGUUCAGUUCUCGAUGCACAUUCUAGUGAAAUUGAUGGUCAGCCUUACUGGUUUUAUGAGUAUCUGGUUCGCAAGUCACCUACAAAAACAGCUCAAGAAUCAAAUAUUUUCCGGCAUUAUGUUGCUUCAACAGCUGAACGAGAUGGUUAUUUGUACUCUCUGAAUGCCUCCACCCUUAACAAGCAGUGGGACAAAAUGGGGCCUCUGUUGCAAAAAACUGUGGAGUCUUUUCGACUUCUUCCCGCAACUGAAGAAUAUGUCCCUCCAUUCAAGGACCCCUGGAGAUUUUGGUGAUAGAGAAUUAGAAGAUCUUAAUAUAUAUAUAUAUAUAUAUUUAUAUAUAUAUAUUUGCCCUCUUGACACCAAUAUGUGAAAUUAAAAGGGUUAAGAAUCUUUGCUGUUUUCUUUGUACGAGUUUGAUGACUUGAAUAAUAUUCUGUAGAGACCUAGUUCUAUUGAAGUUUUUUCCCACCUAACCAACCCAAUUUUGGUGAAAAUUUUCAGCAAUGAAUGAAGGAGACAAGCCUUAUUAAACUAAGAAUUCUAGUUUGUAAACACAUUUGUGAACGGGUGGUGGGUGAUAAAUAGUUGGUAUUUCUCCUUUUGUCCCACAUCGAAAGCAAACAAAUAGUUAAAAGUGGGGAAGGUGUAUAUAACUGGGUUUAGGGGUGUAAAGUAACAUACUUACCUGGACGGGGUCUAUGGGCGAUCAAGAAGGUCCAUGGCCUAGGCUGGUGACCUCCAUUGCACUUAGGAGGGGUGUCAGCUUAUGGUCUCCCCAAGUGGGAGAGCCAACGUCAUAAUUUGUGGUAGUUGGGGCCUGCGUUCGCGCGGCCCCUUU